Molecule: messenger RNA, 1185 nt
Organism: Prunus mume (Japanese apricot)
Lineage: Eukaryota; Viridiplantae; Streptophyta; Magnoliopsida; Rosales; Rosaceae
Product: protein FAR1-RELATED SEQUENCE 5-like
Molecular function (GO): zinc ion binding
Source: RefSeq, a predicted model, not a curated record
AUGGACAGGGGUGUAGAGACAUCAAAGGGUGGUUGUAGUGAUUCAGGGUAUCUGAGUGGUUGUGAAAGGUCGAGUCACAAGGCACCGGCAACAGAGAGUGGGCAUAUGUCGGUCGAACAUAUGGUUAGUCAAAGUAGUGAUGAUAAUGGUGUUGACAUGAUUGCACCGAGGAAAGAAGAUGUUAUGGGGAAAGAGUUUAAAACGAUAGAAUUAGCGGAAGAAUAUUAUAUGAGUUAUGCAAAGGGCAUUGGAUUUAGCGUGAGAAAAGACAAAUUGGUUCGAAAUUCGGAAGGGAAAGUAUGUAGGAGACGGUGGUGUUGUUCUAAAGAAGGUUUGAGAAAUGAGAAGUUUAAUGAUCGAUCAGAAAGAAUUCGACCACCGAAGGCAAUUACAAGACAGAAUUGUUCUGCCCAUUUUUGGGUGGGUUAUGAGAAGAAACGUGAUGUUUACGUCGUUAGAAAUUUUGAACCACAUCACAAUCAUCAACUAGUUACUCCACUUGAAUCGCCAUAUCUCCGAUGUAACCGUGUCGUUAGAAAAUCCGAUUUAGCACAAGCAGUGGGAAUGCAAAGAGCAUUGUUUAGAACAUGUCAAACAUAUGAGUAUAUGGUGGACCAAUGUGGCGGGUAUUUAAAUGUUGGUUUUCAAAUAAAGGAUCUGUACAAUAAGUUGGAUGCAUCACGCAGAGAAAUUUUACUCGACGGUGACACAGAAGCCGCACUCUGUUACUUGAAAGCGAAAGGAGCAAUGGAUCCAGAAUUCUUUUGUAAGUUCAGUGUUGACGAGGAAAAUAGGCUUGGUAAUUUGUUUUGGAGGGACUCCACUUCACUUUUGGAUUACAUUGCCUAUGGCGACGUCCUCAUAUUCGACAGCACAUACAAAACAAAUGAUUAUGACAAUCCCCUAGUGUUGUUUGUCGGUUCGAACAACUAUCGGUCUACUGUAAUGUUUGGUUGCGCAUUAUUGCAGGACGAGACAUUUGAAACUUACAAGUGGUUAUUGGAAACAUUCAUGGCAUCCAUGAAAGAUAAGAAGCCAAUAUCAAUAUUGACGGAUGGCGAUGAGGCGAUGCGUAAAGCCAUUGAUGAUGUGUUUCCCAUGUCUAACCAUCGGUUGUGCUCAUGGCAUGUGUCAAGGAAUGCACAAAAUAACUUGAAGGAUGAUGAAUUGCUAAGAAAUUUUUAG